CGCGCAGCUCCACAUCCAACUUUCCGCUUGUUCCAAUGGCUCGGCUUAGGUGUAGUGCCGCCUUGAAGGCGGGGCUGGGUCCAGGUCCGGGCCAAUGGCGCCCCGGGUGAGGGUUGACGGGUGCAAGGUGUCCGGUACCCGGUGGUGCAAAUUGCUUUCAGCUCGUGUGUUGAACUACCUGGUCAUGGAGGCUGACUUGAACGAAGAGCUUGACGAGGAGGAGCAGCUGGUGAGACGGCAUCGUAAAGAGAAGAAGGAGUUGCAAGCUAAAAUUCAGGGAAUGAAGAAUGCUGUUCCCAAGAAUGACAAAAAGAGGAGGAAGCAACUCAUUGAAGAUGUUGCUAAGUUGGAAAAAGAAAUGGAGCAGAAACAGAGAGAGGAACUGGAGCAAUUGAAACUGAAUUCUAGGGAGAAUAAGAUAGAUUCUGUUGCUGUUAACAUUUCAAACUUGGUACUUGAGAAUCAGCCGCCUCGGAUAUCAAAAGCACAAAAGAGACGGGAAAAAAAAGCUGCAUUGGAAAAGGAGCGAGAAGAAAGGAUAGCUGAAGCUGAAAUUGAGAAUUUAUCUGGAGCCAGACAUAUAGAAAGUGAAAAACUUGCUCAAAUAUUGGCAGCUAGACAGUUGGAAAUUAAACAGAUUCCAUCUGAUGGCCACUGUAUGUAUAGAGCCAUUGAAGAUCAGCUGAAAGAACAGGAUUGCACUCUGACUGUGGUUGCCUUAAGAAGUCAAACCGCUGAAUAUAUGCAAAGCCAUGUGGCAGACUUUCUGCCAUUUUUAACAAACCGCAGCACUGGAGAUAUGUAUACUCCAGAAGAGUUUGGAAAAUACUGCAAUGAUAUUGUAAACACAGCUGCAUGGGGAGGUCAGCUUGAGCUAAGAGCUCUGUCUCACAUUUUACAAACACCAAUAGAGAUAAUACAGGCAGAUUCUCCUCCUAUUGUAGUUGGUGAAGAAUAUAAAAAAAAACCAUUAAUACUUGUAUAUAUGAGACAUGCAUAUGGCUUAGGAGAACAUUAUAAUUCUGUUACCCAGUUGGUAAACACAGCUACUGAAAAUUGCAGCUAGUUUACAUAAUGUUAAACAAUUAUGUUUCAGUACAGUGUGCUGACCCAAGUAUUCUACCAAGCACUGGUUGUUCUGAAUGCUACUGAAAAACACAACUACCUUAAAUCAGUUUUAUGGCAAAGCUACUUACUAGUAGGAUUUUAAGAAAUAUAUCAAAGAUUGACUUUAACCAGAGUCCUUUCAGUGGAAUUUUAAAAACUUGUAAGCCCAUUGUGGAAAACAUCAUUCAUAGGUCAAGAUGGUACCCUAUUUGUUGAUACUUUUAUUUAUGUUGUAUCUUAAAUAUUCUGUGUUAGAACACAUUUUAAAUGUUUAAAUGUCCCCCUCAUUCCUGAAAGCUUUCAGAGAAACUAUUUCGAUGUAAUUUUUCUUGAAGUGAAAUGACUCCGUCUCCUUGUUAUUGCAAUCAAGAAUGUUGUAUUGGGCAGUGCCUGUGGCUUAGCGGGUAGGGCGCCAGGCCCAUAUGCCGGAGGUUGUAGGUUCAAACCCAGCCCUGGCCAAAAAAAAAAAGAAUGUUGUAUUGUGUUAAAUUUAAUUAAUGCUUACAAAAUGAACUUGAUUGCAGAAACCUUGGUAUCGAUGGGAUUAAUGCAAUGAAGCUUUUUAUAUAGUCUUAUCAAAGUACAGCUAAGAAAGUUGCUUUAAUAAUUAAGAAUUUUUAAAUAUUCAGAUGGGAAUCACUUGUUAAGCUUAAAGAAAUGAGGAAAACUCAAAGGUAAAUAGGUGUUUUCUUUCUGAUUUAAAACUCUAAAGAAUUAGAUAUUAGUUUUUUAUUUGUGUAUGCAACAGAGCUUUCUAAUUCAUUUGUUAUUCUUCAGUGUUUCUUAAAUUUCAUACUGGAGCCAGUACCAUCAUCUCCGGAUUUCUUCCCUAACUUUACACUUUUAUAUUUUCCGCUGUGUUUUUUCCAGUCACUGUUCAACUAUGUUGCUGUUCUUACUGCCUUUUUCACUAAAAAAUGUUCUGUGGCCUCUUUUAUUCUUUACCUUGUACGAGUUGAGGGAGUAGCAAUGUAAAAUGUCCACAGCCACAUUUACUUAAUUUGUCUUGAAGAUAUCUUUGUUAUCUAGGAUUUUUUUUUUUUUUUGCUUCAUUUUUUAGCAUUGGAAGAAAAUCUUUGUCACUUGUUAUUUUAUUAACUUGAUGAAUAUCACUUGUCUGUCAAGUCAAAUAUUUGAGAAUUUUUAUGUUGUAUGUAUGGAUAAAGGUGAAAGCCACUGUUAGGUACCUAAGAUCUGCAUAGUAAAAUCAGCACACGAUGGUUUUUGGUGUGAAUGAUUUAUCCAGCUCAAAUUUCAAGUUACUCCAUAACAGUGUUUUUUCAAAGAAGAUUGUACCUAUAUAUACAAAUGUGUCUGAUAAUUUGUUAUAUAAGGAAGUGUUAUAAAAAUGAGAAUUUUUUGGUUUGAUCUGUUUCUCCCAAAUUAGUAAUAUAACUAGUCAGAUUUACCACCAAGUUUAUAAAUUGAGUUUUUGCUCCAUGAAUACAACUAAGUUUUUAUAAGUAAAUGUUUAUGAUAUUAACAAUGGUGUGUCAGUCUCUCAGGCCCAGCAGGUGACAGUGUGGGGGCUGAUACAGACUGUGGCUAGUGAGAGUAGCAAGUACUACCCGAAGGCUCCUAGUCAUGAGAUUAAAAACCAUUCUGCCCACAAAACAAAAUAUAUUCUGAAGGCUGCCUGUUUUAUAACCCUUGAUUUGAAUUUUGCAGGAUCUGAAACUUAUGAAAGAAUGAAAUUAUAAAAUAGUAAAUGCUUUGGGUUUAUUUUGAAGUAAUCUGUUACUAUAAAAUUAAAAUAUCAGCGUUAAGAAAUAAUAAAGCAAGAUAUCAUUGAACCUAGUAUUAUAAAUUCUAUUUACAUCAAAAGUAUUCUAAAGUAACUUAUUGUUAGCUUCAUUUUUUGGUGAGAGUUAGAAUUUUCUUUAUUAUAUGUUUAUUUUUUAAUUUUGUUAUAUUUUUAAAUUUUUAAGUGGCUGAUAUGGUUAUAAACAAGAUUUGUAUGGUUUUCUGUUCCUUCAUAAAACUUGCGAAAAAUACCAUCUUAGCCAUAACCUUAAAAAGUCUUUAAAAAUGGCAGAUGUUAAUUUAAAAGCAGUAUUUACUAAUUUAGUUUGUUGUAUGAUGAUGGUCUAAUGGAAGUUAUAUAAGCUUUCUUUUGUCCUAACUUGGAAAAGUGUAUGUCAGAGUUAUGGAACAUGUCUUUAGCCAACCAUUUUUAUCCACUUAAAUAUGUUUACAAAUUGUGUAAAGCAAAAAAGAAUGUGUGUAACUACAGUGAGCAAUAUAGUUCUGCUCAUACUAUCUGAUGUUUGCCAAUACAUAAAUAAAUAAAUAAAUAAAAGAUGAAUUAAAUCAAUA
Messenger RNA from Nycticebus coucang (slow loris), 3423 nucleotides. It is a transcript of the gene OTUD6B, whose product is annotated as OTU deubiquitinase 6B. Gene Ontology annotation, biological process: protein deubiquitination. The record is from RefSeq and is a predicted model, not a curated record. The coding region runs from base 95 to 1066 and encodes 323 amino acids. Lineage: Eukaryota; Metazoa; Chordata; Mammalia; Primates; Lorisidae. Gene Ontology annotation, molecular function: cysteine-type deubiquitinase activity. The transcript has 7 exons.